Trichoderma reesei QM6a is the source of this 1206-nucleotide messenger RNA. RefSeq lists its product as uncharacterized. The record is from RefSeq and is a predicted model, not a curated record. Gene Ontology annotation, biological process: protein transport to vacuole involved in ubiquitin-dependent protein catabolic process via the multivesicular body sorting pathway. The transcript has 2 exons. The coding region runs from base 188 to 979 and encodes 263 amino acids. Gene Ontology annotation, cellular component: ESCRT-0 complex. Gene Ontology annotation, molecular function: protein binding. NCBI's taxonomy places the organism in Eukaryota, Fungi, Ascomycota, Sordariomycetes, Hypocreales, Hypocreaceae.
GUCGAUUCUCUCUUUGCCGGUCCCCAUUCCUUCGUUUCCUUCGGCGCAAGCCCUUGAACAAUCAAAGACCCUCGCCUGGUAUUCCCCUUGAACGUCUGAACACGUUCAAGCGACGACUGUUGCGCUACCAGCUUUAUUCCGCGCACACAUUCGGUUUCGCAACAGAGAAACCCAUCACCAACAAACCAUGGACCGCCAGACGAUCAUGGAGACUAACCGGUCUCUUCGAACCAUUAAGAAUGAGCUGGAGAGCCUCCUCGAAAAAGGCGUCAUCGACGAAGCUGCCUUCGACACGAUCCACGCCGCCCUUCCCGCCGAAACGCCCCUUCGCGGAGCUGCCCCCGGCAGCGCGGCUCGCUCUGCCACCCAGACUCCCGCUCAGCCGGCAGCGACCGCGACGCCUCCUGUCCAGGCCUUCCAGAAUCUCAACGUCAACGGUGCCUCUCCUGCGCCGCCCUCGUACGAGGACACUCCUGCCCCCAACCUCCCCACGCGCACGCCGACCGGCAGGCCCGUCCUGGCCCAUGCCCGGGCCCUGUACCGCUACGAGGCCGCCGAUGGUCGCGACCUGAGCCUGGAAAAGGACGACAAGGUCGACGUGUACGAGUACAUGAACCAGGACUGGUGGAUGGGCCGCAACCACCGCACCGGCAUGGAGGGCAUCUUCCCCCAAAACUACGUCUUCGUCGAGCAGCAGCAGAAGGCUCCUACUCCUGCUGCCGCCCCUGUGGCGUUUCCACAGCAGCCGACGUACGGCUAUCCCGCCCAGUCUCAGGGACCACCGGCCCAGCAGAACCCGUACAAUGCCAGUGUUCCCCCUAUGGCGAUCGCGGAGGGCGGCCAGCCAGGUCAGCCGGGCGGCGCGGGCAAUGGCAAGGUUGGCGAGUACGGAAAGAAGUUUGGCAAGAAGCUUGGUAACGCCGCCAUCUUCGGUGCGGGUGCCUCGAUUGGUAGCAACAUCGUCAACAGCAUCUUCUAAGCGGCGAUACGCAGCCCUUCUCUGUUUUCUUUCGUUUUUGGGCCAUGACCCCUUGUCCUGUUCCCGAUCAUCUUCUCAUCACAUCUGGCACAUUUGCGGUAUGGCGUUUUUUGGAAUGGGAGUUGAGGCUAUCAGAAUGGACUUGUGAUUUCGUGCAAGAUUCAUGACCAUGGGGAGAUAAUAUCAACAUGCUUCUCUUCCUAAGUAGUUACAUCUUUUGCUCUUUG